ACCGCCGCCCGCCACCUCUUCUCCUCCUCCGCUGUGGCCCCGACCGCCCCGCCGGGCCCCGAAGUCGUCCGCGCCUCAGCGCCGGCCCCUCGGCCCACGGCGCUGGCGGCGCGGUAGAGACAGGACCUAUGUGGCGCAUGCGUGGUGGCGCCACCAGGCGCGGGAGCUGCGGCGGUGGGGACGGCGGUGGGGACAGCCGCGGGCAGGGCCGUCCCGGCCGGGCUCGUGGGGGUGGCGGCAUCGGCGGCGGCGUGGGCUGGCGAGGCCGUGCGGGCGGCGCCCGACAGCAGCUGGAGGAGCGGUUCGCGGACCUGGCUGCGAGCCACCUGGAGGCCAUCCGCGCGCGGGACGAGCGGGACCGUCAGAACGCGCGGCUGCGCGAAGAGAACGCCCGGCUGCGGCUUGAAAACCGGCGGCUGAAGCGCGAGAACCGCAGUCUCUUCCGUCAGGCUUUGCGGCUUCCCGGCGAGGCUGGCGACGGGGCGGCCGCAGAGGCGGCCAGGGCCACCCCAGGCCCCGAGGAGGCCAGCACGAACCGGAGGGCGAGAGGCGGCGGCCUCGAGGACGAGCCAGGCAGCCCCAGGGCCCUGAGGGCCCGGCUCGAGAAGCUGGAGGCCAUGUACCGCCGAGCCCUGCUGCAGCUGCACCUCGAGCAGCGGGGGCCGCGCCCGCGUGGCGACAAGGAUGAGCCCCCUUUGCGCGCACCCGAGUCAGGCCUGCGCGCCCCGGACUCAGAGCCCUCCGAGCCCUGGCUGUAGCCCGAGGCCGCGGCCGGGGAGAGGCGGGGCCUCGCGCGGCCCCUCCUUCUCCACUCGCCGCUCCCCCAUCUAGCAACGCCCUGGGCCCUCCGCCGCAGGACUGCACCACUGCGCCCUCCGCCUCCCGCCAGGCACCUCCCCGGGGGGCUUGGCGUGGGUCGGUUGAGGUUGAGAGCUUGCCCGGCCCCCUGGAUCCGCCACAGUGCGGAGCCCCUGCCUCUUUCCCCUGCUGGUUUCCAUGGGUUGAGGCCUAGAAGCGGAGGGGCGGGUUUUACAACAGCAAGAAAUGGGUGCCAGUCAGCACUUCCUACUGCCUGAACUUUUCAGGGUGUUGUGAGGGCCUCUUCUAUUUUUUUUUUUUUUCUUCCUGUUUUGGUUCUUUGAGGAAUGAAUAAUGCAUUUUGAGUUGUUUGAAUUUGUUGUUCAUUCUUCAGUCCCCUAAAACCUCAGCCAAUAUCUCUUAUGUGGUCAACAUAUGCUUUUAUGAGUCAGUAUUACUUGGCUAUCUUAUAAAAUACCACCUUUUUAUUAAAAAGGUAAUAUUUAUUACUCUAUGUCUGCUCCCUGCUCCAGUCCUUAAACAUCUAAUAUAUAUUGAUUUGUUUACCCCCAGGAAAUUUUAAAAAUAUCUGCCUAUAAGUGAUCCUUUAAAUUGGCAAAUAAAUCUGAUGCAUUAAAAAUAA
Molecule: messenger RNA, 1441 nt
Organism: Zalophus californianus (California sea lion)
Lineage: Eukaryota; Metazoa; Chordata; Mammalia; Carnivora; Otariidae
Gene: TUSC1
Product: tumor suppressor candidate 1
Exons: 1
Coding region: 129-758 (209 amino acids)
Source: RefSeq, a predicted model, not a curated record